AUGGAUCAGUUGAAGGGGGAUUUGGCUGCUACAGCCAAUUUUCUCCAGUCCAUGACUGCACUCCCGAACUACGACAGUGUUAGAGAGGUGCAAGCAAAAGCCCUUUGCCAGCGAGUGAAGAACCUUGCCUCCGUGGAUGCAAAUGGAGCCUCAGCCCUGCUGGCUGCAUGGACUGCAGGAAAGCAAUGGACUUCUCAACAAACAAAGGAGUUCAGUGAUCUCUUGGCUGGAGCAGUAGCUAGAACCAACACCGGGACAGGUCAGGGUGGCAAGAGAGCUACUCAGAAAGUUGAUGCUUUCGAACCUUACCUGUCCGUCAAAGAUAUCCAGGCUUUGGAAGCUGGUGACAACAUCCACGUGAAGUUGGAUGUCUUGGCAUGCCGGUGCAUCAAGCUGAGGCUCACCUGCCCAUCUGAGGCUUGCUGCAAAGCGAUCUUGGCAGCUGGCUUGGCCAGGGCAGGCGGUGAUGUGGGGGCGGUUGACAGCUAUGCCAACAAGCAGCUGUUCAAGAAAAUGCUGAAAAGCAAAGCCAAAGGCUUGCCCAAGAAUGGCUUUCACCUCGAGCAUUAUCCAGCAUCGCCAGACAAUCUGCCCCCUGAGCUCGCCGAUGCAUACUCUCAAGAGGAUCCUGCAUGCACUGUGCAGAUGCAAUCUCCCGACAGGGUGCAGGCAGCAUCAUCUGCAAUCGUGUUGAGAGGGAGCUCGAAGAAGCUUCGUGGUGGAAACAUGAUGGGUGCCGGUGGCAUGCAGAGCUGGCCUGCAGUGUGUGCAAGUGGCAACAACAACCCCAUGAACAUGCAAUUCAACAUGGGCCUGCAAGGCAUGCAGCCCGGGAUGACGAUGAUGGGUAUGAUGAACACCAUGAACAACAUGAUGCAGAGGCUCAUGCAGGACCAGAAUAAGCAGCAGCAGGACCCGAUCCCGAACAUGCAGUACUUCGCACCCGGUGGAGGUCAAGCGGGGGCAACCACCAUGGGCCAGGGGCCUGCAGCAGGAACCCAGGCACCUGCAGCAGCAACCCAGCAGGCACCCGCAGGGGCAUCUGCAUCGGUCCAGCAAACAGCACUUGUGGCGGCAACGAAUGCAUCAGCUGGUGUCUCGCCGGCAGUGCAGUUGGAGAUGAGUGAUCCUGAAAACGACGAGGCCGACGAGGCAGAAGUGUUGAGGCAGGCUGGGCUCGUUGCAGAUGCAGUCAACAAGAAGAAGGGGAUUCUUAAGAAGCCUGCAGGCUUGCCCAAGGCAAAGGCAAAGGCCAAAGCCCAUGCCAAAGCAAAGGCAGCCAGUAAGGCCAGUGCCAAGGCCAGUGCCAAGGCCAGUGCAAAGGCCGUUGCAAAGGCCAGUGCAAAGGCCAGUGCAAAGGCCAAAGCCGCCCCGGCCGGUAGCAGAGAAUACUAUGCCAAUCUUUCCAUGAAGAAAAGGGCAGUACUGAAGGAAGUGGCUGCAUGCCCUGAAGUCCUUGACUCAGCCUCCCGGCGAGGCAUCAAAAGGGCACGGGAUUCCGAGCUGGAGGCAGAGACUCCUCAUGGCCCUUUGGUGGCCAAGAUUACAGUACCUGUGGAGGUGAAGAGCCGAAAGGCAGCUGGAGACGAGGAGGUGAAGAUCGUGCCGACAGAGCUGCCGAUCCUCAACCUGAUGGCAUGGAUAUGGCAUGUUUGCCAGUCCAUGCCUGGUGUAGCUGCCUUUUUCCAAAGGCAGCUAUCGAAGUACCCGUGCACAGCAACCAGCCCAUGGCGCAUGGCUUUAUACAAUGAUGAGAUUAGUCCUGGCAACCAACUAAAAGCCAGCAACACCAGGAAGAUCCAAGGGUACUACCUCAGUUUUCUCGAGUUUGACGCCGAAGGCCGAUGCCAAGAAAACCUUUGGUUCCCUUUGAACUUGACUCGGUCUUCGGUGGUCAACAAGAUCCAGGGCGGGCUGUCUGCACUCACCCACAUUCUGGUCUCCUCGGAAUCGUUCCUGAACCUCCAGUCGGGCUGUUUGCUGAACAUGCCAACUGGGGAACGGGUCAUGUUCUUCGCGAAACUGCAUACUGUAGUUGCAGACGAGGCAGCUUUGAAAUCUAUGUACGACUUCAAGGGCUCCAGUGGGACUUUGGUUUGCCCGCUAUGUGCCAACAUAACAAGCAAGACCCACGGUGAUCUGCCAGCAAAUGACCACUCGGGAGAAUUGCAUGACAUAUCAUGCAUCGACAGCAAUCUGUUUGUCCGCAGAACCGACAAUCAGAUCUUCACUGCACAGGCACUGCUGGCGAGAAGGCAACCCAUCCUGAGCAAGAAGGAUUUUUCCUUGCUCGAGUCCAGCAUGGGCUUGAACUUCAACCCAUGUGGAGUGCUUGCUCACAAAAGCAUGCCGCUUGUGAAAUGCUUGAUGUGGGAUUGGAUGCAUUGUUAUGUGGUAAGCGGCCUCCUGCACGUGGAAUUGAGCUUACUCUUGCCACUCUUGCAUGUGCAGGGUGCAACAUUUCAGGUGAUCCAGAGCUUUAUCUCAGAGUACGAAUGGCCUCACAACCUGAAGAACCGGAGAAGAGAAAUCUUGCAUUUGUUCGACAAAAGGAGCAAACCUUCUGAGUUCAAGGCCGGUGCUUCGCAGUGCAUCACUGUCUAUCCCUUGCUGCGGCUUUUCUUGCUGACUCAUCACUUUGACACAAUGGACGACGAACUUCGGCGAUGCAUCAGAUCCUUUAUGAAGAUUUGUAUGGUUCUCGACCUCCUGCUUGAAUGCAAUCGGACUGGGAACCUGUCGCCGGACGAGCUCGAGAAUGCGAUUCGGGCCCAUAGCCAAGCUUUCCUUAAAGCAUAUGGAGAGCAGCACUGUAUACCGAAGUUCCACUAUAGCCUCCAUCUUCCCCUGAUGGCUCGAGACAGGCCUCUGAUUUCCUGUUUUACACACGAACGAAAGCAUCGGCAAGUGAAGCAGUUUGCUGACAACACGAAGAAAGUGACCGACUGGUUCGAAGCUUCACUCUUUAAAGAUGUUUUGGGCAGGGCUCUUCUGGAUCUGUCUGAGCAUGCUGGCUUCAUGCGGCCCCAUUUGAAGUCCCCCAAGUCUGUCACUGAUGGCACUUUGCUGUGGCACCUGGGGCAGACAUUCGGGUUUCAGACUCUUGAGCAUGUGCAGUCGGCCAUGCAGGCCGAGGUCUGCCCAGGACAGACUUGCGAGAGGGGUGACCUGGUGCUGCUUAAGACGGGGUCCGUUGCAGAGGUGUGGUUGUUUUGCCGGUUGCAGCAUGGCGAGCUCCUGGCUCUGUUGAGUGUGCUUGAGCCACAAGGGAAGAAUCUCUUCCGGGUCAAGCAGGACGGAGCCCAGUUCAUGCGAGUGGCCGAGAUCAGUCGAACCUGCCUCUUCAAACGCAUGAGUGCAGACAGCAUGCUGGUCGUGCCAUAA
Messenger RNA from Symbiodinium sp. CCMP2592, 3384 nucleotides. The record is from the annotation of a GenBank genome assembly. Lineage: Eukaryota; Dinophyceae; Suessiales; Symbiodiniaceae.